AUGUACCGCUCGGGAGGUGUGAUGCUGGGGCUUCUCGCCGCUCUGCAGGUGGCGGUCCAGGGCAUGGGGGCGAUGCCGUGUCAGCCGGGUUUCACUGAGAACGAGUACAACGUCAUGACCGCCGACGUCAUCACCAAGGGACAAGUUCUGCUCAAAGUGGAUUUCGUAGACUGUGGCAGAGGUUCUGGCUUGCGUUUCGAGAGCGGAGACCCUGCAGAUUUCCGGAUAGAGGCAGAUGGGACGGUUUUUGCAACACGAACCCUGCAGCUAUCUGACAGGAAGGGGCAGAGCCUGGAGAUUAAGGCCAAGGACGUGAAGUCUCAAGAGGAAUGGCUGGUGCACGUCAACUUCACCCAACCCAAGCAGGUGCCAGAGAUCCUGUUUCCGUGGCACAGUGUGGUUGUCAAGGGCGACAGCAGUGUGAAUCGCGUGAAAAGAGACUGGGUCAUUCCUCCCGUCAAUGUGCUUGAGAACUCCAGAAAACAAUUCCCUGAAGAGCUUGUGAAAAUCCAGUCGGAUAAGGACAAGAGUAACACACUGCGCUAUAGUGUGACUGGACCAGGAGCCGACCAGAACCCCACCGGCCUGUUUAUCAUCGACCCCAUAACAGGAUACCUGUCCGUCACCAAACCACUGGACAGAGAACACAUCCCAAAUUUCCAUCUACGUGCUCAUGCUGUAGACAUCAAUGGGAACCAGAUGGAGAACCCCAUUGACAUUAUCAUCAAUGUCAUCGAUAUGAACGACAACCGGCCCGAGUUCACUCACCAGAUCUGGAACGGAACCGUGGACGAGGGCGCCAAACCAGGUACGUUUGUAAUGACAGUGACCUCCCAGGAUAAGGAUGACCCAAAUACAGCCAAUGGGAUGCUCAGAUACAAGAUCCUCUCCCAGACCCCAGAGAGCCCCUCCUCCAACAUGUUCACUAUCAACAACAAGACUGGCAAAAUCAUCACUGUAGCUGCAGGUCUAGAUCGUGAGAAGGUGCCUCAGUACACCCUGAUCAUUCAGGCUACCGACAUGGAGGGAAACCCCACCUAUGGUCUGUCCAACACCGCCACUGCUGUCAUACGCCUGCUGGAUGUCAAUGACAACGCUCCAGAGUUCACCCGAGAGACUUUCCACGGUGAGGUCCCAGAGAACCGUGUGAAUGUGAUAGUGACGAAUCUCACCGUGACUGACAAAGAUGAACCGGGGACUCCUGCCUGGAAUGCAGUCUACCGGAUCAUAGCAGGGGAUCCAACCGGACGCUUCUCCAUCCCUACUGAUCCCGUUACCAACGAAGGCCUCGUUACCGUAGUCAAGCCAAUUGAUUUUGAGAUGAAUCGAUCAUUCAUGCUGACGGUUGUCGCUGAAAAUGAGGUGCCACUGGCGAGUGGGAUCCAUCGCACCCGCCAGUCUACAUCCACCGUGUCCAUACGUGUCAUCGACGUGAACGAAAGCCCAAAUUUUGAGCCCAACCCCAAACAGGUCAAACUGGAGGAGGGACUUCCACAGUGGUCGAUGCUGACGGCUUUUACAGCUCAUGACCCAGACAGAUACAUGCAGCAGACUAUUAGGUACUCUAAAUUGUUUGACCCUGCCAACUGGCUAGAGAUCGACCCCAACAACGGACGUAUUUCCACCAUUGCUGUCUUGGACCGAGAGUCUCCAUAUGUCAAAAACAACCUCUACAAUGCCACAUUCAUGGCCGCUGAUAACGGUGUUCCCCCUGCGAGUGGGACGGGUACACUGCAGAUCUACCUGCUGGACAUAAAUGAUAACGCACCUCGAGUCUUCCCUCAAGAAACAGAAGUGUGCGAACGCCCCGAACCCAAUGCGAUCAAUAUCACAGCCGUAGACGGAGAUCUCAACCCCAAUGCUGGGCCCUAUGCUUUCGAACUGCCCAACCGACCCUCAGACAUCCGCAGGAAUUGGACACUGACUCGAAUCAGUGGCGAUCAUGCUCAGUUAAGUCUGAAGAUAAGUUAUCUGGAAAGCGGGAUAUACGAGCUGCCCAUAAGCAUCACGGACUCGGGUAACCUGCCCAUGUCCAACACCACCUACCUGCGCAUCAAAGUGUGCCAGUGUGAUCAUCACGGUGACUGCGUGGACAUGGAACGUAUCAUGGCAGCUGGGCUGGGCACCGGAGCCAUCAUUGCCAUACUUAUCUGCAUCAUCAUUCUGUUGGUGCUGGUGCUGAUGUUUGUGAUGUGGAUGAAGAGACGGGAUAAAGAGAGACAGGCCAAGCAGCUGCUGAUCGAUCCAGAGGACGAUGUGCGAGACAACAUACUCAAGUACGACGAGGAGGGCGGCGGAGAGGAAGACCAGGACUAUGAUCUGAGUCAGCUGCAGCAGCCCGAUACUCUGGAGCCAGACAUGAUCAAGCCCGUCGGGAUCCGCCGGCUGGAUGAGCGACCGAUGCACUCCGAGCCCAACUACCCCAUCCGCUCGGCCGCACCCCAUCCCGGAGACAUAGGAGAGUUCAUCCACGAGGGUCUCAAGGCGGCCGACACUGAUCCCACAGCCCCUCCGUAUGACUCCCUGCUGGUGUUCGACUAUGAGGGCAGCGGCUCCACGGCCGGAUCGCUCAGCUCCCUUCACUCCUCCAGCAGCGGAGGCGACCAGGACUAUGACUACCUCAACGACUGGGGCCCUCGCUUCCGCAAACUCGCCGACAUGUACGGAGGCAACGACGACUAGCUUACGCCAUCACCGCAGGACCACAUAAAGAGAAGGAGGAUCCGGAGGAGGAGGAAAAUUUAAAGAAAAAACAUCAAAAAAACUGUGUGGCACUUUUUUUUAAUCGCGGGACGUGGACAGUGUGCAGAAUCAAAACAUUGAAGAAAACCAAUAUACCCUAAAGAGACAGAGAAUGAAGACUGAGAAACGAAGAGACAAGAAAGUGGAAGGAAGAUCACCAUGGCAACAAAACCUGGUCUCUCCGAGGCCCUCUGUCGUAGACGGAGGGGGUCUAAUGAAGGAAAUCUGCCUUGUUUUGGUUCAGUCCAGGAUUUUUUCGCCCUAAGUUUGAAGGAUCAUCGGUACGAAACGAAUGAAGAAACGCUUAAAGAACGUUAAAUGAAUGCUAAGUUACACUUGAAUCUCACAGUACAGAAGCACUGGGAUAUUACGUGCCUUUUUGUACAUUUUUUAAUUUUGUUUCAUUUUUACAUUUUCUUUUCUUUUUCAGUCUUUGUUCAUUUGACCUGAUGAUGCUGUUUUUCUGUUCAAUGGCUUUGGUGGCUCAGAGUUUUGGAGUGUUUUUUUUUUUUUUUUUCGUCGUGAGCCUGUUUAUAACGUUGAUGCUUCUACACGCUUCUGUUUGCGUUUCUCACCGUCACGCUGUUCGUUCACGUCGCGUAUCAAAACAAAGACUUUGGAAGAGUGAGAGCGUCUAGACAGAGAGAACAGCUUUGUACAGUAUGCUAGAAAAUAGAUUUCAGUUUCUCAAUUUUGUUGCGUUUUCUCUUUUUUAACGUAUAUAUUCACCAUUUUUCCACCAAAACGUUAACUUAUGCAGCCAGUUGCAAAAUGGGAGAUGAGCGUUAUUAUUCGGUAGCAGAACUUUUUAAUGCAUUUAUUUUUCUCUCUCUCUUUGCAGGUUUUUCUUUUUUUUUUUUCUUUUUUUUUUUUUUGAAGUGAUUUUAGUAUUUUGCAAAUGAAAAUGUUUUUUUUGUUGUUGUUUUUGUUUUUUCAUGUCAUCUGCCUUAGUCAUUCUGGUAUUCUUUCAUGCCUGGUAUUCUUUAAUUUUUUACUCCACUGUAAAUUAAAUGAUGUGUACAUAGUUUUCGUUUUGUUUCUCCUCAUUUGAUGUAGUCUACGAAGAAGAGCAGGGCGUGAAGAACUUGUAUAUGUAAAAUUUGGACUACAGACAAAAGGAUUUUUGCAUGUUUUUAUCUUUUCCGUAUAAAACAGUCUUUCUGAAAUUUAUUUACACACAAAUAAAGAAAUGCCCACCUCAAUGGAGACUAAAGUGAAUAAGUGACCCAGAAGUGUGGUCCAGAUACCCUUUGCUUUCAUUCUUCCCCUUUCAUAGUGUGUAACAUUUCUUUUUUUGGUUUCGCCCUUUCGGCCCAGUUAAGGACCUUCCAUUUGCCCGUUCUCUGAUUUCAUGGCUUGUCGUUCUUUGUCAAGGAUUCCCUGUUGACCUUCCGCUUCCUUUGUUCUUCUCUGCUAAGUUCUGCAUUUCCAUUGUCUUCUCCCCUGAGCCACUCUCAUGGAUCAUCUGACUUUCGAGGCCAUACUCCUAAAUGCACGAUCUUUCAGGAUCUUCAUGUUUGAACUAAACUGUAAAGGUGGACCGAAGCCCUCAUCAUAACCGUCUCUGCCUAUUAGAGAAUCGUAUUGGUGUGUGUGCGCGUGUGUGUAUCACUGGAUGCUGUCAGAGAGGGCCAAUUAAAAGAGCAGGAUGGAAGAACAAGGCCAGUCCACUCAUGAGGCUCAGCCAUAAGAUGAUUAACAGCUUUUUAAUGAACGAUGGCUGUCCUGAGUUCUGUGGGCUCUGUUUGCAAUGACCUGUUGAUAUUAUGACCCAUUGCAGCCCAAAUGACCAAUAAAAGUCUAAUUUUGGAAAGUUGA
This is a messenger RNA of Carassius auratus (goldfish), 4560 nucleotides long. Its product is annotated as cadherin-2. Gene Ontology annotation, biological process: synapse assembly; cell-cell junction assembly; calcium-dependent cell-cell adhesion. The record is from RefSeq and is a predicted model, not a curated record. Gene Ontology annotation, molecular function: cadherin binding; beta-catenin binding; calcium ion binding. Lineage: Eukaryota; Metazoa; Chordata; Actinopteri; Cypriniformes; Cyprinidae. The transcript has 16 exons. The coding region runs from base 1 to 2682 and encodes 893 amino acids. Gene Ontology annotation, cellular component: plasma membrane; lamellipodium; adherens junction.